Messenger RNA from Penaeus indicus, 7259 nucleotides. RefSeq lists its product as uncharacterized. Lineage: Eukaryota; Metazoa; Arthropoda; Malacostraca; Decapoda; Penaeidae. The transcript has 7 exons. Gene Ontology annotation, cellular component: membrane. Gene Ontology annotation, molecular function: phosphotransferase activity, for other substituted phosphate groups. The record is from RefSeq and is a predicted model, not a curated record. Gene Ontology annotation, biological process: phospholipid biosynthetic process. Bases 374 to 1075 code for a protein of 233 amino acids.
GCCUCUACGCUGACUUUACGACCAUUCACUCCAAAGGUGAGAUUCCAGGUAAAAGAAAAAAAAAAAGAAAAAAAAGCAGAGAAUUCGAGUGGUUCUUUGUAUUGUGGAGAUGAAUUAGGAGAAAUGUAGUGCUUUACAGUUUUCGGAAGGAUUAUAGAAUAUAUAUUUUUUUCGCUAGGGAUAUGGGUAGAGGGUUAUAAUACAGGAGUUAAAUCUAGCUUUACGUAAAAUAGUAUUUAAAGGCAUUGAGGUUGUUUUUUUGUGCUUUUUUCGGGGGAAUGUUUUGUGAUGUAAUAAAAGAGAAGGUCACUUGAAGCUACAACUGAUCUGCUACAGUCGUCUUGUGCGUAGUGCCAGCUGCGCAUUAACUGCCAUGGCUGGUUCAGAGAAGACGAUGGUGAUGAAUGGGUCUGUGGCCUCAUCGUCCCCGCAGGAGGAAGGGAAGGGAGGCAAGCGCAAGCCCAACUAUAGCAUUCUCCUUUACGUCCCAAACCUCAUAGGAUACUCUCGUCUUCUAUUGCUUCUGCUUGCCUUCUGCUUGCUACCAGCUUCACCUGCCUCGUUUGUUACCCUCUACUCCAUCUCUAUUACACUGGAUGGUUUUGACGGUUAUGCAGCUCGUAAACUACAUCAGUGUUCCCUCUUUGGAGCUUGGUUUGAUGUGAUUUUGGACAAUCUGGGAAGGGGACUACUCUGGGUACACAUACACCCGAUGUUGUACUUGGUGUCAGCUGUAGAAUGGAUUGCAUUUGUCUGCAACUAUUCAUUUGGGGCUAAAUGGCGUGAGAGUCUCAUUGAAGGACCCAAAGCCCCAACUAUAGUCACUUGCAUAUUAGCUAAUAACUUCCGUAAUGCUUGGGGAGUGUGGGUCAUUGCUGGCCUCCAUGUGCUUCCUGUCUGGCUCCUGGGCAUUAAAUACAACAUAUUCGAGUCUCAUCUGUGGUUUCUGCCUUUCUUUGUUCAACCUGUAGGUAUCUUGCUUCUGGGGACGGGGAGACUGCUUUGUCUCUCCGUGGAACUAUGGAGUAUAUGGAAUCACAUGUAUGGUCUUCUUGUGAACUCAUCCUCUUGCUGAGAUUCUGAAGAGGCAAGGGAAUUAAGAAAGACACUUGGUAGCAUCAAUGUAUAUGACCUCUUACUGGUUAGCAGAUGCAGUAAGUAAAAAUGCAAUAGAUAUACCAAAGAUAAUCAGGGAUAUUUUUUUUGGGUAGGACUAACAAAUAUAUCUCAUUGUGGCAUGGAAUUUUCUAUUUUCUAUUUAUCAGUACUGAACAUGAUUAGAUGGAAACAGCAAUGGUGUUUCUAUCAAGUUAUCUCUUUUGAAUCUCUCUGUUUAUUACUUGUAGUAUUAUGUUACGAGAAAAAUAUGUUUAUGACUUGAUUGAUAUAUUUUGUACCACAUGCACCAGUCAUUAGCAAGUAAUGAAAUCUGUGUGAUAUAUAAGUAAAUGCUAAUUGGGUAGUUACUUAAAAAAGUGAAGUGGAUGCAUCACAAACCUGAGUAUAAAUAUUUAACCCUCUGCUGCCGGGGAUGGCAAGUAAGUGCAGGACAUUCCGAUGUAGAAUUUAAUUUAUUGAUUGUAUUUACAUUUUCCUUGAUUUUCUUUAAUUUUGUAUUGCUAUUGGCAAUGGUAAUAAUAUUAUAGUAAUUAUAAUGUCUUCAGUAGUAACAUCAAUAUUGAUUUUCAAGGAAAGUUGAAAUCAGCUGAGGUCUUGAGGUCUACUUAAAGACUAUUUGGUGGCAAGGUCAUUGUGGAGCCAUUUCACAAAACAGUUCUUCGGUGAACACUACCUUUCCUUGCGGCAUUGGGUUAACUGGAGUUUCUUUCAGCAUAUGUAACCUUGACACCAAAUUUUCUUACCAGUCAGUAGGUAAAUCUUCAGCAGGAAUGCUUUUGGUUGUGAUUUUUUUGCUCCUCCUUGCAGUAAAAUGAAUAUUGAACUAUUGGCUUACCCAAAUCUUUAUUCUCCAUGGUAUUAGAUUUUUCAACUUAAGUAACUUUAUAACUGCUGUUUCUACCUCAGAUGUUUUCUCAAAUUAAUGUAACCAGUAAGAGAAAGGAUUUAAAGGCUACUGACUUUAUUUAAUGUGAAGUUGUUGGCGUGUAUUGGCAGUCUCCCCUCUUUGUGCCUGGCUCAUUUGAUACUUCAAGCACACUAGGCACUUAAUAGCUUAUAUCUCUAUUUAAAUCAAGAGCUUAAGAAAAAUUAAAGUUUUCCUUCAGUUUAGGUCCCUCUACAUAAUUUUGCUCCUCAGUUCAUCAAAGGCAUUUCAUAAUUUUGUGCCUUCUGUGUUCAAAGGGUUAAAUGAAUGAGGACCUUGUUUUGGUAAUAGACUAAACUAGUGCAGAGCAUAUGUCAACAAUUAUUUAAUUUUUAAUAGUAAUAAAUCAAGUUAUAUGAUUACGUGAAAAAUAUGAAAAAGUGAAAGUGAAGAUUUUAUUUUUGUUUGGAAGUAUUGAAAUAUAUAGUAACUUGAUUAUAGGAAAGAGGAAUUUUACUUGAAAAUACAGAGUACGUCAUCAGGUUUCUUGCACCUUUUACUGGGUUAUCUAACAAUAAUAUCAUGAUAAGUCUUAGAUGGUUUUUGCACCAAAAUACCAAGAAUAUGAACAGAUAUGGUCUGGUGGUUAUUCCUGACACCUCCACUGAUAGUAGCUGGAAUAGGCAUUAAAGGUUUCUACUUCUGUCUUCCAACCCAUCUUUCUGUACAAAGAAAAGGGGAGGGAACACCAGUUUUAUUAUAAGCAUAUGUUUGUAUACAUUCAAAUUAUUCAGAAUAAGAAAAAUGAAAGGUAUAGAAAUAAAGAAGUGAAGAGUAAAGAAAAAUGCCUAUUUUGUAAUAGCCACAGGACCCCCUUUAAAUGGUCUUGUUUUCAUUACUUAUUUGUUGCUGUUGUAAAAGAUUAGGCUGUAUCUUGCUGUACUCCUUCUGGUGUAAAAAAAUUAAUUUUCUAGUAAAGUAGAUUUGGUAUUUCACUUGCAAUGGUUUAAUUUAUUUGCUUACAAUAGGAAUAUUCAUGUCAGAGUAUUAUAGUAGUAUUUUAGACUUAUUGUAGAUUCUCAAGGUCUCAGUAGCUUAGGCAGCAUGUUUCCAUCAUCAUUGAAUUAUUAUUAAUCUCCCAAAAUAUGGGUAACUGCUGUGAAAAGUUAUAUUUAGGACAAAAAUUAUUAUCUGCUAUAUUUUAUUUUGUAGGAUGUAUUUCCAUAAGAAUCCCUGAAGACAUGUUAUACUGAUAUUACAUUAUUGUGAUAUUAUAUAAUUUUACAUUAACAGUUUAGUGAGGGAGGUCUAGUGGUUAGAGCUCUCACUCUUUUCCUGCCAUUUUUCAUGAAGGAGAAACAACAAGAGACAUAAUCCCCUAAUGUAGUGAGGUCAUACACUGUAGUAGCAUAGACUUCACCAGUAUCUAAAUUCUUGCAGCCAGCCUGCACAAUACACAGUUUGAGGGAAUUCUUUCCACAUUGUAGGGGGGAGAGAUAACCUUCAAGCAAGGUAUAGUGGACUUCAAUAGUGUGAUUUAGCCACUGAUACUUAUUAUCCUUGACAAUGCAAAAUGACAAUACCCUCCAAAUGGGCUGAUUUUCUGGUAACCCUUUCAAUACUAACUCCUUAGAAAAAUAAUCUCAGGAUUCACAAUGCAUCCAAGGGACUUUCUGGUCCAGCAUCUCAAAGGGAGAAAAGAGAAUUAAGAAAUUUUCAUUAAAAGUCUUCCUUUACCAGUGAACCCUGCCUUAUGGUGGCAAGUCUCAUAUGGCUUAUCUAAGAGCAAUGACAGGUUCAGACCGUGGGAGUAGGUUUCCUUUUGUAAUAUCAAGAAAUGCAGAAUUGGAAAUUGGCUAAUACUUGAUGAGUUAGGGCUUUAUCUUCCUGUUUUGUUCAUGGCAUCAGUACUAUCAGUGUUGGGCUGCUUUGGCACUGUCAGAGUCUGAUAAAUCAAGGGUGAUGUUGCUAGCCAUGAAAUCAUCACCUGGAUCUUUGCUGCCAUCCCUCUGACAUGAUGAUCUGUUAUUUGAUGUAAGCAGCAGUCUGUUUUGGGAAGGAGACCACAUUGUUGCAUUGACUCCACAGGUUUUGCUUUCCAUCAUAUGUUUCCUGCUUCUGGGUCUUCCUCCCAUCUGGCUGAGUUCUGGGUUGUAAUUUGUCUUCAAAGCAGCCUGAGUACCCUGUCUACCUCCAUGCUGGGCUUCCUAAGGCCUACUACAUAAUUGCAUAGUUUUGAAUUUUGAUACAUGUAAUUUUUACAUUUGUUUACAUCUUUGUAAUGCAUGGUAUGCAAAAUACAUUCCACAGCUGCCAGACUCAUUAUGAGAAUACAAUCAUCAGUUAUGGAAAAGAGAUAGGGGCAUAAAGACAUUUGCCAUUUUAUAGGGAGUCUGUUGUUAGUAGCAUUAACUUAGAAUGAAUAUAUUUUUAUGUAUGUGAUGUGAUGAAUCAAAAUAUUAUCAUUUUUUUGUGGUUAAAAGUCUGACUUACUCAUGAAGAAUUAGCAAUUUUAGAUAAAAAAGUCACAAAGGUUUGCAUGACUUACAUGUUUAAUUUUUUCUCAAUGUUGGUAAUUUAAUUUUAGCCAAAAGUCAUACUUCACAACCAACAAUAUGUAUAUAUGUAUAUAUAUAUACAUAUAUACAUACAUACAUACAUAUACACACAUAUACAUACAUACAUAUACGUACAUAUACAUAUACGUACAUAUACAUACAUAUACGUACAUAUACGUACAUAACAUUAAGAGAUUAAGAUAUUUGCAAUGAAUAAGGUCUCCUUAUUUUCUUGCAUGGAUAUAGGAACUGGAGGUUUAUGAAUAUGUAUCUGUAGAAUGUGAAUAUGCCUAAAGGGUAUUCAGGAUGAUGUUGCUUAUUUUCUGAAUAUUGUCUGUGAUUAAGAAUUUUUUGGCAUAUAUACCUCUACAGCAAGUGUAAUAUGUAGCACAGACUAAAGUGAGAAUUUAUAUACAAUAGCCAAUGAGAUUUUUAUACAGUUGGACAGAACAAGAUGAUCAAAUUCAAAUUCAAACAGUUGAUUUAGCCAUAUACAAAUUAUGCAAGACUAAUAGACAUGGUGUCUUCAUUUUCUGGUUGAGCCUGUUGAGAGUCCAUUAUUAUACCUAAGGGAUUCUUAGUGUAAGUAGUUAAACAUUUACCCUGUGGAGUUUGUUGAGUAGAAUAUGUAGGUUUUAUAUUUAAAUGAGUUUAGAUAUUUUAUAUUUAUUAACAACUUACCAACAUUUCUCUAUUUAUAUAACCAUUGUAUCAUAUACAAAACAUACCAUAAUAUGUCAUUUUACAGCUAUAUGAUUUUCAUAAAUGAAAUGAACACUUAAAGGUAAUAUUGUAAUAUCAUAGAAGGAAGGGCAGGAGAAAGAGCGGGAAAAAAGGAAAGAUGAGAAAAGAAAGAGGAGAGUCUAGAGGGAAGAGUGGAGGAGGGGGUAGGAAGAAGGGAGGCAGAUGAAUGAUCAUUGGCGACAUAACAGCAAGAUAGAUAGGAAGACAGGUGAUACAGAAAGAGGGUAAAGCUUGGGAGAGGUCAGAAUAAGGAUUUACUGUUAUAUAUCUGAUGUGGAAUGAUAGGAGUGAGCAAUAGUAGUAGUAUUUCAGUAAUUGUGCAGGAUCCUGGGUUGGACUCUAUGUGUUGGUUUGAUUUACACAUAUAAUUUGUCUGUGUCUCACAAUACUGACCUGUAACGUAAUUUAUUGCUCAUAUACAUUCUUUGUUUUAAUCCCAUGCUUUUCAGUAAUUUUGAGGUCUAAUUCUUUCAUAUUUUGGUUAGGCAUGUGACUUUUUAAUCCCUGCUGCUUUGAUUAUUGUCUUGAAUGAGAGUGUUAGUGAUUUACAUAUUUGCCAAUAGGACAUGCAUAUACAUAGAAAAUGUGAUGUGAGGGGUAAAUAUAUAUUUCUAGUAAUCUGAUCAUACAAAGUACAAAAUCGUUUUGGAACUUCAUAGGAACUUCAAAUACAUAACAGUUUGACAAUUUAGGUUAGGUAAAAUCUAGAAGCAUUCUUGCAUGUUAUUCAUCUGCAGUAACAUUUAGAUUUGUCAUUUUCUUGGUUUCCCAGUUAAUAAAGGGGAAAUUGAAGGCAUGUAGUAUGAAAAUUAUGUGUAUUUCCCUUUUAGGCUUAAUAUAAGCACAACAAUAUUUAAAGUUUCACUGAAAAGAGCUCUGUAGGCAAAUUAUUUUUUUUUAUACAAAUAACAACGUUUUGGUUCUCAUAUGUCAUUAUUCCAAGUACUUCCAUUGUAUCAUUUGAGUCUUUUAUUUCAUUGUCUAUUUUUGUUGCUAGAUCAUUUCUGAUAUAAAGCAGUAUUUUUUAGUUCAUUCCUAUUUUGUAUUAUUGUCUCAAUCCCAUAAAUGAUUAUAUCUUCAUUUUUAAUGUCUUAAUCUUAUGUAUUUCUGUAAUAGCUGUCUAUACUUAUUGUUGAUAGUAUUAAUGCACUCUGUUUUUGCCUGGUUUUCUGUUCACUUUCCUUUGUAGUUUUCCUAUGAAACUUCAUUGAACAUUUCAGUAUUUUCCUAUGAAGCCUUUUACCAUCUUAUUUAUGUUAUCUUUCAGGAAUUUUAGGUCAUUUUAGUUUAGGUGUGUUGCUUUCCCAUAUUCUUAAUUUCUUAAAACUUUUACUUUGUUCUUCCAUGAUGCUACAAUUUGUUCACUCAGACAUUUUAUUCCAAUUUUUUCAGGCUCACCUAGUUAUUCAAAGAUGAUGCUUUCUGACAGUUUUCUCUGCCAUCUGAUUUUGCUUUAAAUUCAGUAGGUCACUUAUUUUCAGCUCCUGAACCUAUAUCCAUUGCUCUUCUUAACCCAAUAGAGCCAGAAACAUGUAAUGCUCACUGUAGUUUUGUUUUGUGAAGUGUGCUUACUCAUAGACAGAUUUACAAGUGCUCAGCCAGCUAGAAGUCAGUUUGAUUUUUGGGGAUUUUUUCUUCUGCUAAUGCUGAUAAUAUUGAUGCUGUGAUUGUUAUUAUUGACAUUAUAAUAAUCCUAUUGUUGUUAACAAUACUAGUAGCAAUAUAAAACAAAAAAGAAUAUUUAAAAAAAAAUCAAGGAAAAGCAUGAACAGGUGAGAGAUGGUACUAGUAAUUGACUCCUUGGGGACUAAGCACUUGUGGAACCCUAUAUGUGCCAAGAUAAUUAUUAAACUAAACUCAGUGGGCAUAUGUAUGUACAUGCCAUUUCUGGUGACAAUUGAUUAAUAUCCCUUUUUUCAGUCAAUAUAGAAAUUCUCACAUAUGUUAUUUUUCAAUGCUUAUUAUUAUUAUUA